AUGAGUGAGAGAGAGGCGCAGAGCCUGAGCAGACGGGUUUUGGUGCUCACUCUCUGCCUGACCACACUGUGGGGACGACUGACGCUGGCCUCUGCCCACCACAGGACCCAUUCAGCGCACGUGGAGCCCGGGACGUGCGAGGUGAUCGCAGCUCACCGGUGCUGCAACAAGAACAAGAUCGAGGAGCGCUCGCAGACGGUGAAAUGCUCCUGCUUCCCGGGGCAGGUGGCGGGGACGACUCGGGCAGCUCCCUCCUGCGUGGAUGCCUCCAUCGUGCUGCAGAAGUGGUGGUGCCAGAUGGAGCCGUGCCUGGCCGGGGAGGAGUGCAAGGUCCUGCCCGACCUCUCGGGAUGGAGCUGCAGUAGUGGCAACAAAGUGAAGACGACCAAGGUACAUCCUGGGGGAGGGUGCUGGGUGCUGGUGUCACUGAUGCCCAUGGGGGUGACACAAAGCCCGGGUGACACGGUAGCCGCCGUCAGCUCCACGGUGAUCGACCAUCCCAGUGCGGGGCUCGGUGCUCUGCAGAGCCGUGGGACAAGGCCUGGGAUGCUCCGUGGCUGCCGGCCACACCGUACCAG
Messenger RNA from Mesitornis unicolor (brown roatelo), 578 nucleotides. Its product is annotated as protein FAM19A2-like. The transcript is spliced from 4 exons. Gene Ontology annotation, molecular function: receptor ligand activity. The record is from RefSeq and is a predicted model, not a curated record. The annotation marks the transcript as partial. NCBI's taxonomy places the organism in Eukaryota, Metazoa, Chordata, Aves, Mesitornithiformes, Mesitornithidae.